Oreochromis niloticus (Nile tilapia) is the source of this 3953-nucleotide messenger RNA. RefSeq lists its product as uncharacterized. Lineage: Eukaryota; Metazoa; Chordata; Actinopteri; Cichliformes; Cichlidae. The coding region runs from base 642 to 2324 and encodes 560 amino acids. The record is from RefSeq and is a predicted model, not a curated record. The transcript is spliced from 20 exons.
GUCAACCUGCCCAGCAUAUAAUUUUUGACUGUUGUUGCAAUUUUUUGCUCACCUCACGCACUUUGCAUUGGCAAAUAGAAACAUGUGUGCAUGCACACAAACACACAAAUACACACGCAUACCAGAUAAAGGAUAAUACUCUUUGCAGGAACUGUCUGACCCCAUAUCCUGUAUUCCCAGCUGUUACCCAAGAGUCACGCAGAGACAAAGAAAUAGACAGAUAGAUAGAGCUUCACUCCUCCUCCUCUGUGGGGGUGUGUCAAAAUUGUGUCUAUUACAUCCCAGAGGCAGACCUUGCAUUUCAGAAUUUCUGAUUUCCUGAAUGCACCUUACCACACGCACAUACUGAAACACAAACACACCGGCAAACUAUGCCAUCUGAUGCCAUAGAUGAUGCUCCUGUAUAAGAAACAGGUUGCUACUGGAGGAACAACAGAGAGAAACUGAGGACAGAAAGGAAAGAGAAACAACAAGUUGUGAAAUAGAUGGUAACUGUGGCAAUUUUUGGACUUAUGAAAGAUGGAUGAAUGAGAAUAUGGGAAUAAGGAAGAAACAUGUGCAGAGCAGAAUGAAGAGGACAAGUCUCCAUAGGACCCUAGGAUACAUAUAUAAUUGCGCACAAGCGUAAAAAGACUCUACAGAUGCUUUUGAGAAGCAUCAGGAGGAUGAAUGACCUUUGCUUAGAGGGGAGGUGGAGAUGGAAACCUUAUUUUCUUCUCACCAUCUUGCUUUUGUUGCUGAGAGCUGCUCCUACAGCACUUGGCUAUUUCCUGGGAGACACUAAAGCAGUAUUAAAUGGUUGUAAAGACCACUGGACCCUGCAAGACAGGGCAGCCGUGCCCCUCCUUUAUGAGAUGACCAUAUGUGUGGACAUUCGUGUGGUCCUCCCUGGUGCUUGGGUGGCCUUCUCUUACCACUCAGUCUUCGCACCCAGGCCCGAGUUAGGCCUGGAGGGAGAUGAAAGGGCACUGUACGGAUGGCUACUAGGAGUGCGACACCAAUUUCCUCUCCAGCUGUCCCCAACGCAUUGGCACAGAGUGUGUCUAAGGAGGGAUGUAAAGGGCAACACUUUUAGUCUGGAGGUUGAUGGGGACAUUAUAGCAGAGAGGACCGCCAUCGCUCAGGCCAUCCCCUCCAACGGCUCUCUGUGGCUGGGCUGUCGUCCCAGAGAUCCACCCCCAGGACCUAAUCUCGGAAAUGUGGAGCUGUACUUGUUCCGCAUGUGGGCAGACUUUGGUGCUCAUGGGCCCUGCGAGGAUGGCACUGUGAUUGGCUGGAAUGCCAAAUACUGGGGAGUGACCAGUCCCAGCGCAAGGCAAAUAGACCCCAGCCUUAUGUGUGACCACAAACAGUUGAAACGUGGGGCUCGUGCUUACAGAAGCAUUACUGAUGCAACUAUACCGGGAGCUGGCCGGUCCCUGCUGCCUUCAUCUGGAUCCACCAGAUUAGUUCAUUGUGAUGUCCGCCAACUCUGUUCCAAUAACAGUGCUUACUAUUGGAUGCCCAUAAGUGUAGAGGGCAACAAGACUGAAGAAGAGGUCCAAAAUUUGGUGUCAAAAGCAUUUGGUUGUCACAAUGACAGUGUUGGUGCAGCAGAAGGAAAAACAGGCUCUUUAAAUUUCUGUCAGGGUGACAGACAACUUCAGGUAGUUGAAGUGUCCUGUAGUGCAAAAAGGAACAUAAGCCAAACUGCCUGCAAUGUGGUGCUGCUGCUCAACCAUGCUGUCUCAGUGUGUGAACUUCAACAAGCUGGAGACGCUGCACUGCAGCAAGCGAGAAUCAUAGGGGAGAUGGAGAGAGUCGGUCGAAAUCUGUGUAAGGAUGCAGAGCCCUCUAGUGGCGGUUUUGUGAGAUGCAAUUCCACGUCUUCUCUUGACGAUAUCUGUCAGUCAAAUAAAUCCUCUCCACUAACAUGCUUCCUCUUAGAGUCCAACUCCAACCCGGCUCCUAAAUUGAAGAAUGACUCUUGUAGCAGGGAAAUGCCUCGCUACUGUGAUUGCACAGCUUUCUGUAAUUCUACACGCCAAUUUUAUGCUUUUAGAAUCAAUGUUACUAGUGAAGCUGUUAACAUUCAGUCCCUAAAAAGCUUGUUACUAAGUCCUGCAUGUCCCACAAAUUCACAGUGCAGUAAUUAUAAUAUUACAAAGCAAUAUCAGGGUGCUCAUAUAGAAUGUCAUGGGACAAACCAGAGGUUGUACAGCUGUAUGGUGAUAUUGGAGAUGUCUGGACCCGUCAAUGUUUGCUCCUUAAAAAACCUUAUGCAAAAGAUCAUUGCGAGGAACAAUUUAUUUACAGCCGAAAGUUCGCUUACUCGCCUGAGUUAGUUUGCAUGCUUAUUUUGUUAUUUUCCUACCAUGCAAACUGCUUUAUAUGAUAUAAUAAUUUGUCACUGUUACUCAUGGUACUCUGUGCUUUGUCAGUGGUGUGUGGUGCUCCUGGUUUGCCUGUCCAGAGACUGUUGGAAUCCAACCUGACCUGGGUUGCCAGUGACCUGCGGAGCUCAGAUGUUUGUCAACCUGACCCUACACUACUUGCAUGUCAAGCAAGUGAGACACUUGCUGUUCUUCUGACUGACAGCUGCCCUUCAGACACUUCAGCUGUUCCAACCACAACACAACUUUCAACUCUGGCCAACGGCAUUACUACAGCUAUGCAAUCUUUGACUGAUACCACCAAAUCGUUGACCAAUACGAGUGGAGAUAUUUAUGCAACAAUUGAAAAUACAGUGCAAAAAAAAGAAAACACAACAUUUUUUCAAACAACUGCCAGUGCAAAGUCCCCAACACCACAACCUGUUCUUCAGAAUAGCUCACAAAUAGUUCCUUCAACUGUGUUUAAUAAAACAACAGUACAAAAUACUUUACCUAAUGAAACCCAACUAACCAACACCAUAACCAGUGCUUUCAUAGCAGUACAAAACACCACAACUGUUAUGCCUGAUUCAGUGCUUAAGAGUACUACACUCUCUAAAAUAACAAAUGCAUCUACAACAUCUCCUAAUCAAACUGUACACAAUGCAACUACAACAGCAACAUCUCCAGAUCUCACAACAAUAUACAAUGUAACUACAGCCACGGCAUAUGCCAAAAAUUAUACAAUAAAAACCAAUGUAGUUGCAGUUACACCCUCUCCCAUCAACAAUGUAACAUCUCCAGAUCUUGCAUACAAUGCAUAUACCAAAAAUUAUACAACAAAGUUGCAGUUAGUUGCAGUUACACCAUUUCCCACUGACAAUUUAACAUCUCAAGAUCCUGCAGCCAAUGCAUAUACUGACAAUUAUGUAACAAAGACCAAUAUAGAUACAGUUACACCAUUUCCCACUGACAAUAUAACAUCUCCAGGUCUUCCAACAGUUACACCAUCUCCCAGUGGCACGACAGUGUACAAUGUAACCACAACUGGAGCAUUUACUCCCACUGGCAAACACACAUUUGUUAACAAUGUAACCACAUCUGACAGUAAUGACACAACAGGGACUCUAAACAAUGUGUAUAAUGUAACCACAGAAAGCAACAACAAGGCAGUAUAUAAUAGUUCAGAAACUUCAGCUAGCAGUACUACAAUGUACAUUUCAAAUGCAGUUGCUUACAAUAAAACUGCAACCAGCAACAUUUACACAACAGCCUACAAUUCAGUUGUAUCAGGCAAUAAUUACAAUACAACUACAGCUAAAAAUAAUUCUACAACAGUGUACAGUGAAACCACAGCUGGUAACAGUUACAGAGAAACUGGCAAUAGUUACAGUACAACUACAACAAACAACAAUUACACAACAGUGCACAGUACAAAUACAACUGCCAAAAAUGUAACUAAAGCAAACAAUACAACUACAGUAAACAAUAAUUACACAACAGUGAGCCCAUUUUUAACAUCUCUGAACAAUACAUUACCAUACAAUUCAAUUACACCCGGCACCAGUGACGGAGAAACUGGCAACAGUUACAACGCAACUA